AUGCAGGCUGCCAAUAAACUACAAAAGGCCCUCAGAACGGGCUCUGGCCUGACCUUCGGAGCUUGGCAAAUGCUGCCCGGGAGCAAUCAGGCAAGGACUAUAGCACGUUGCGGUUUUGACUGGGUUUUGGUAGAUACAGAGCAUGGAAACAUUGAUGACAGCGCCAUGCACGAGGCUGUUGCAGCAAUUGCAGGUUGUGGGGUCAGCCCAAUUGUCCGCAUAGCAGCUAAUGAAGGCUGGAUGGUCAAGCGUGCACUCGAUUCCGGAGCUCAUGGCAUCAUUGUACCCCUUUUAUACACCGCAGAGGACGCAAAGAGAGUCGUGCAAUCAGCCAAGUUCCCUCCGGAGGGGACGAGAGGUUUCGGAUCUCCUUUUCCAAUGGAGAAGUUUGGGGGCCAGACCUCGGCAGAAUACUUGCAGCAGGCAAACGAUUCGUUGGUGACCAUCGUGCAGAUAGAAACUAAAGAAGCCUUAGAAAACGUCGAUGCUAUAGCAAAGGUUCCGGGAAUAGACGUCUUGUUUGUGGGCCCCUUCGAUUUGGGAAAUAAUAUCGGGCAUUCAAUUGUCGACGGCACAAUGCAUGACGAGCUGAAAGAAGCCAUUGCCAAGAUCCACCGAGCAGCGAAGGAGAACGAAAAGAGCAGUGGCAUAUAUUCCACGUCGGGUGAUCAAGCUCGUGAGUUCGCUGACCAGGGGUUCAACAUGGUGUCAGUGAUGACGGAUAUGGUUGCAUUGCCGGCGUACAUGACUUCUGCGUUGACGACGGCCAGAGGCUCUUACGUUCAUUCAGCACUGAAUAUGGGCAAGGGAGCAAUGUCAGGGCUUGCAAAGAUGACAGGUUCACAAGGAAGCUAG
This is a messenger RNA of Letharia columbiana, 855 nucleotides long. RefSeq lists its product as uncharacterized. The coding region runs from base 1 to 855 and encodes 284 amino acids. Gene Ontology annotation, cellular component: cytoplasm. The transcript has 9 exons. The record is from RefSeq and is a predicted model, not a curated record. Gene Ontology annotation, molecular function: aldehyde-lyase activity. Lineage: Eukaryota; Fungi; Ascomycota; Lecanoromycetes; Lecanorales; Parmeliaceae.